AUGAAACGGGAGGCGCUGGGCGAGAUCGUGAACACGGUCAAAUCUACCUCCUUCUCGCUCAUCACCUCCGGUCUGAAGCUCUGGCCGUUGGCGCAUGUGGUCACCUACGGCGUCAUUCCCGUGGAGAACCGGUUGCUGUGGGUAGACCUGGUGGAGAUCUUGUGGGUGACGAUUUUGUCGCGGGAGGCGGCCAACGCGGACGCGGAGAAAGCGGAGGCGAUAGGAGACGUGGCGGUAGAGGAAGCCUCCUCCAAGACGUUGGCCGUGGUGGACAGUGAGACGAUGCAGGCGCCGAGUGCCCGUGCCGCGGGUGACGACAUGGAGCCUGUGAUUUUCAUGCCGCUCGCGUCGAAUGUCUCUGACCUGGAAACUGAAGACGGCCAACUACGAGACCAUGCAGAACACCACCCCGAGCAGGAGCAACAGAGGGCAGUGUCUGUGCACAGAGAGGAUGAGUUCGUGUAA
Molecule: messenger RNA, 465 nt
Organism: Nannochloropsis gaditana CCMP526
Exons: 1
Coding region: 1-465 (154 amino acids)
Cellular component (GO): membrane
Source: RefSeq, a predicted model, not a curated record